This is a messenger RNA of Schizophyllum commune H4-8, 1004 nucleotides long. RefSeq lists its product as uncharacterized. The transcript has 4 exons. Lineage: Eukaryota; Fungi; Basidiomycota; Agaricomycetes; Agaricales; Schizophyllaceae. Bases 231 to 770 code for a protein of 179 amino acids. The record is from RefSeq and is a predicted model, not a curated record.
CCCGCACCUUGACGACGACGGUGGCAGGGUACAAAUUGCAACCACCCUUUGCCCUCGACCGCCAUCGACUCUUGUUUCUUCCGACCACCAUCUCGCUUGCUCGCCACUCAGACUACUUUUCUCCCCCUGCUUUUUCCGCGCGUGCAUUCUAGGCUCCAGCUCAGCGACACUCGACUCCAACGAUAUUCGACUCCCACGAACCUCUCUAGUUCCCCCUGCUCCGAAUAAGGAUGGCUGGUACCAAGCGCUCUGCUGAGGCCCCCGCGUCGCGCGCGUCCAAGGCGGCGAAGACUGACGCGAAGGACUCGCCCUCGAACGCGAAGAAGGGCGCGGCGAAGAAGAACGGCAAGGUGCCCCCCAAGUCCGCUGACUUCAAGGCGUCUGCGAUGCCCCUCCACCUCAACAUCACCCACACCCCGCCCGCCAUCUCCGAGAAGCCGUCCUCUGGUGGCAAGCCCGCCUCCAAGGGCAAGCCGUCCUCCAAGGACGCAAAGGACAAGGAGGAGACCGUGAGCGUCGCCUCGACAGACCCGGGCUUCCUGGGCUCGAUGACGCUCGUGCCGACGGUGUUCAACACGGGGAGCUACGGGUGGAAGGGGAACAAGCGCAUCCAGGUCGAGAUCAUGAACUCGGAGACAGGCGUGAAGGAGAAGGUGCAGGUGCAGAUGACGUUCAACGCGACCGUGCUGGGCAGCAAGGAUGCGGACAAGGAGGCCGCCGCCGACGCGGACAACGGCAAGGAGGAGGAAGAGGAGGCCGCCUCUGAGUAAGAGAGCUACGACCCUGGAGCUCUAUUGCGGAGUGCUGGGAGAGAGGCCCUCGCCGCCGCUGCUGCUAGCGUCGAAGAGAAGGAUAAGCGUGUUUGCCGCGCCCCAAGUGAUAUAUGUGCACGACUAUCUGACGACUAUCUGUUAUGACUUAUCUUAGCCAGUUGUACAUGGCUUGUAAUAUGGAACAUAGGGUGUGCUUUGUCAGACUACGACUUGUUGUGCUUCGAUGCUCGA